UGUGUGUCAGAGGGUCCCCUAGGGGCCGCCGGCUGUAAACCAGAGGAGGUGCUGAGAGGAGAGAGAGAAAGAGAGGAGAGCGGAGCAGAGAUCCAUCAGCCGCACAGAGCCGCCGCGCGCUCACCGAACCUCAGCGGGUCAGCGUGGGCUCCACGCCACGCAGGACAGAGAAUGCAGCAGGAGGAGGCGCAGACAAACAGGCAGAGAGGAGCAGAAGGAGCAGAGGGAACUUUGUCCAUGGAGAUCCUGCAGGAGCAGAAGCUCACCUCAGGCUGGAUGUGGAGCGCAGCCGCGAGCCGCGCGCUUCUCUGAACUUUUCCUCCUGAGAAUAAAAACCAUCCGGACUCAAGUUUGGUUCUUUAUUUUAUUUCUAUUAUUUUUCAUUUUUUCCACCUUCUGUCCGUUUGGUUCUAUGGGAAGGAGGGAGCGAGAAUGAACCGAGACAGAGGCGCGGCACCGGGCCCGGGCCCGGACGCGAUGGGCCGGGACAGAGCCGUGGCCGGAGGGCCCCUGGCGGACCCGCUGCAGCCCGCCGUGAGCGGGGAGGGGGUCCAGACCACGGUGGGCCUGGAGGGGGGGGACAUCCUGGACGGAGGCGCAGCCGGUGACAAGCGGCUCUUCUCGGUGCCCGGGAGCAGAGAGCCGCAGGCCGCGGAGAACCACACCGAACCCCCGCCGGUGCUGGUUCCGCCACAACAGGGCCCCAUCGGCCACCGUACCACCUCCUUCUCCGUCCUGGACAUUCUGGACCCCAACAAGUUCACCAGCAGCCGACGCCACACGCCGCCGCAGCACGUGAGCCACCGCGGGGAGCGCGAGCUGGUCGCCUACGAAGCGGAGAACCGGAGAGGAGGCCCCGGGGAGCCGGAGCUCAGCGGCCUGGAGCCAGGGAAGAGCUGCUGCGGGGCGGAGGGAUACCACAGCAAGGAUGCUUUUAUUUACCGGAGCCCAGAAGAAGAGGACUACCACAGAUCCGGGACCCCCGACUCCGAGGGUCCAGAUGGGACCUACAGCAGCGAGGAGAGCAGCUCUGCUCUUCCCAGUAACGGUGACAGAGAGCGGGGUCAGCAUAGCCUCUCUGAUCCCAGCAGAGACUCAAAGAGCCCCAGCUCAGGAGGCCCCCCCGCUCAGGUCGCUCAGACCAAUGCAGGACAGGGAAGCAAGCCCAAGAGGAAACGCUCCGGCUCAGACUCCAAGUCUGGGAAGCCCCGCAGAGCUCGAACUGCCUUCACCUACGAGCAGCUGGUGGCGCUGGAAAACAAAUUCAAGUCCACGCGCUACCUGUCGGUGUGUGAGCGCCUCAACCUGGCGCUGUCCCUCUCCCUCACCGAGACCCAGGUCAAGAUCUGGUUCCAGAACCGGCGGACCAAGUGGAAGAAGCAGAACCCAGGAGCUGACACCUCGGCCCCCACCGCAGGAGGAGCGGGGGCUGGCGGAGGAGGAUCAGGAGGCGGCCUGGGCAGCCUGAGUCCUCUGAGCCCCUCCCCUCCGGUCAGCAGCCACCUGGCCAUGCACGCCGGCUACGCCGGCCACCACCACCCCCCCGCAGGGAGCCUGGUGCAGCUGCCUUUCCUCACAGCCAGCCACGUCCUGUCGCCGUUCAUGCUGGGGACCCAGAGCUACGCUGCGCCCGCCUUCUACAGCACACACCUGUAAGCGGCCUCCUUCCUGCCCCCAUGUGAAGGAUUAUUUUGAUAGACUGAACUUGAACCUGUACAUACACCUGUGUUGUAGCUCCUCCCACCUCCUCUGAAUGCUGUUUUAGUUGAUUUCAUGUCUGUACAAAACCUGAAUGUUCCUUUCAGACGUAAUGAAUGGCUUGAUCUACUGUCAGUACUGCUGUAACUCCUCCUGUGAUGGUCCUCCUCUUCCUUAUUUAGGAUAUUUGUUCCAGUUGCCAUGGAAACCCGGGAUGACGCUGUCCUUUGGUAUUAAAGACGAAUCAUUAAGCCUGUGGACUUUUUCUGCUCCGUGUCACAGAGGGUUCUGGUAGCGGCCCGGCAGCUGAACAUUUCAACAUUGUUUGUUUUUAUUUAUUUAUUGUACAUUAAUUAUUUCUUUUCAUCUGUUGAUCCUGAACGGAUCUAAAGACCGUCUUCCUAAAAACAACAGUAAGAAUUUUACAGUGAACAAUACAAAUAUAAAAAGAAAUAAAAUGAAUAUAACUCUUGA
This is a messenger RNA of Cyprinodon tularosa, 2172 nucleotides long. It is a transcript of the gene nkx1-2b, whose product is annotated as NK1 transcription factor related 2-like,b. Gene Ontology annotation, biological process: cell differentiation; regulation of transcription by RNA polymerase II. The transcript has 3 exons. Gene Ontology annotation, cellular component: nucleus. The record is from RefSeq and is a predicted model, not a curated record. NCBI's taxonomy places the organism in Eukaryota, Metazoa, Chordata, Actinopteri, Cyprinodontiformes, Cyprinodontidae. Gene Ontology annotation, molecular function: DNA-binding transcription factor activity, RNA polymerase II-specific; RNA polymerase II cis-regulatory region sequence-specific DNA binding. The coding region runs from base 433 to 1656 and encodes 407 amino acids.